Quercus lobata is the source of this 2160-nucleotide messenger RNA. RefSeq names its product nicotinate phosphoribosyltransferase 1-like. The record is from RefSeq and is a predicted model, not a curated record. Bases 294 to 1976 code for a protein of 560 amino acids. Gene Ontology annotation, cellular component: cytosol. The transcript is spliced from 15 exons. Gene Ontology annotation, biological process: NAD+ biosynthetic process via the salvage pathway. Lineage: Eukaryota; Viridiplantae; Streptophyta; Magnoliopsida; Fagales; Fagaceae. Gene Ontology annotation, molecular function: nicotinate phosphoribosyltransferase activity.
UGUUUUUGGUUCUUAACUGUCUCUCCCAACAACUCGCACCGUGAACUUCAAGGCACAAACCCAUGUUUUUCCUUUCGUCUAUUCUAUGGUUCGUGUCUCCGUGAUUUUCACGUUCGCGUUUCACAGUCUAAGUCGUUCACAAGGUCACAUGUAUAUAAAUACAUAGAUAAAUCGCAUAAACCUUAAAGCCCACAAAAAAAAAAAAAACCAAGACAAAGGAGCAAGAAACAACAACAACAACUACUACGAAGAAGGAGAAGAACAAGCCCUAGGAAUCGUUGAGAGAGAGAGAAAUGGAGAGAGCGACAACGAACGGUCCGAACGGAGCGCACUCGGGUCGGGUUGGACCCACCAACCCGAUGGUCACGCCUCUCCUCACAGAUCAAUACCAGUUCACCAUGUUCUACGCUUAUUGGAAAGCCGGGAAACACAACGAGCGAGCCGUGUUUGACUUAUAUUUUCGGAGAAACCCCUUUGGCGGUGAAUAUACGAUCUUUGCUGGUUUAGAAGAAUGCAUAAGAUUCAUUUCUACUUUCAAAUUCACAGAGGAGGAGAUUGCUUUUGUACGGGAAUCCUUACCUCCUUCAUGUGAGGAUGGAUUCUUCGACUAUCUUAGAGAAAUUGACUGUUCUGAUGUUGAAGUAUAUGCUGUUUCAGAGGGAUCAGUUGUUUUCCCAAAAGUACCGUUGCUAAGAGUUGAAGGGCCUGUUGCUGUGGUUCAAUUGCUGGAAACUCCAUUUUUAAAUCUUAUUAAUUAUGCGUCAUUAGUUGCUACCAAUGCUGCAAGGCAUCGAUUUGUUGCUGGAAAAUCAAAAAUACUUCUUGAGUUUGGGCUUCGACGAGCUCAGGGACCUGAUGGUGGAAUAGGGGCAUCAAAAUAUUGCUACCUUGGAGGGUUUGAUGCAACAAGCAAUGUUGCAGCUGGGAAGUUAUUUGGAAUACCACUUCGUGGAACACAUUCCCAUGCCUUUGUUAGCUCAUUUAUGAGCCCUGAUGAGAUCAUAGAUAAAUCACUUCAUAGCAGUGAUGGGUCAAGUAUCUGUGAGGAUUUUGUAAGUCUAGUCCAGAAAUGGUUAAGCAAAAUUCAGUGGUCAGGUUCAUCACAUGGAGCAUUUGGUGAGACAAAUCAAAGCGAGCUAGCAGCUUUCACAUCAUAUGCCUUGGCAUUCCCUAAUAACUUUUUAGCUCUUGUAGACACAUAUGAUGUUAUCAGGAGUGGGAUCCCAAACUUUUGUGCAGUUGCUUUAGCACUUAGUGAUCUGGGGUACAAAGCAACAGGGAUUAGGUUGGACUCUGGUGACCUAGCAUAUUUGUCUUGCGAGGCCCGGAAGUUUUUUGUUGCCAUUGAGAACGACUUUGGAGUGCCUGGUUUUGGAAAGACAGCAAUAACAGCUAGUAAUGACCUCAAUGAGGAAACUUUAGAUGCUUUAAACAAACAGGGUCAUGAGGUUGAUGCAUUUGGAAUAGGAACCCAUCUGGUUACAUGCUUUGCUCAACCUGCUUUAGGUUGUGUUUUCAAGCUCGUUGAGAUAAAUGAUCAACCACGCAUUAAACUUUCUGAAGAUGUCUCAAAGGUCUCUAUUCCAUGUAAGAAACGGUGCUUCAGGUUGUAUGGGAAAGAAGGUUAUCCCCUAGUAGACAUAAUGACGGGGGAAAAUGAGCCAUCCCCAAAGGUUGGAGAAAGAAUCCUUUGUCGUCACCCUUUCAAUGAAUCUAAGAGAGCAUAUGUGGUGCCACAGCGUGUUGAGGAGCUUCUGAAGUGUUACUGGCCUGGAACGUCAGAUAAAGCAAAAGAAGAUUUACCACCUCUUAAGGACAUCAGGAAACGGUGCAUGGAACAACUCGAGCAAAUGCGUCCCGACCACAUGAGGAGACUGAACCCAACACCAUACAAGCAGGUGAGUGUAAGUGCAAAAUUGUAUGACUUCAUUCACUUCCUAUGGCUCAACGAGGCACCUGUUGGGGAGCUACAGUAAGGAUAUCAAGAUGGAUUGCAUGAAGUAGGGUACAAUUGCAGGGAAACUAAUUAUUUUAAUAAGUUUGAAGGAAUUUCAAAUAGUCAGCCCAUACACAUGUCCAUAUUACAUAUGUACAUGAGAUUGAGAAACAAUUCUCUGUUCUUUUGUUUUAUUUAAUAAAAUAAUUGGGUUUUUUUCUUUC